Molecule: messenger RNA, 1729 nt
Organism: Aspergillus homomorphus CBS 101889
Lineage: Eukaryota; Fungi; Ascomycota; Eurotiomycetes; Eurotiales; Aspergillaceae
Exons: 5
Coding region: 1-1704 (567 amino acids)
Source: RefSeq, a predicted model, not a curated record
AUGGCGGUAGAUUGUGCCUCGAUUCGGUUCGGCGAGACGUCGGGGAACAUCGUCCCCAUUUUUCUGAAUGAACAUACGGUGGCGUUCACGGGUCGCACUACGCCGGAAACCUAUGGGGAACUUUUGCACUGGGAUGAUUUGCCGCCUGCUUUCGACUGGAUGCAUACUCAGCGCGAGGUUCAUCCCGGUCUGGGUCUCGUGGGUCUGGAGAUUCAGGAAAAGCUCUACAGUUUCCUGGUGAAAUGCUGCAUGCAAUUGUUGUGCGAGUACACCUGCAAAGACUUGCUCAAGGACGACCUGCCGGUUCAACCGGAGCCGCUAGCUAUGUCGACCGGGGGGGCCGGCCUCAAUCUUCUCGCGGUCGUGGCGGCCGAAGCUCUGUUUCGUCUACCCGCCAACCUAGACCUCAGCCCCUUGCGCGAGGACCCAGGCUAUUUUGCGGAGGCGCUGCAGGAUCGCAUGGAGCACCGCCUUGAGAAGUUGCUUGAUGUCCGCGGGCAGGCCCAUCCGGAGCUCAAGGCACCGGCCACUAAAAUGUGGGAUAGGGUCAUCGGCGAUGUUAUCUCGGAAGCCUACCUCCAUUUCGGCCCCCCAUCCUCAACAUCGGGAUUGCCGGCCUCACCGCCUGUGCGCCAGUUCUUCUACUGUGAUACGCCGCAGCAUCGCCAGGACAGCGUGUUCACGCGGUCGAAACUGGAAUGGGUGGCUGAUAAGCGCCGGGCCCGGCUCUCGUGGAUUUACGACACCCUCUGCCACGAGAACACCCGGUUCUUGGCUGGACUGCCCACGCUGAUGGACGAGAUGAAACGGCUCAUUCAGAAUGAGAAACACCUCUCGCUUUUCCAGCCCUGGGCCGCGCAGUUCGAGACGAUCAUCGCCGAGAAGGAGGACAACCUCCGCGACGACUACACCAAGAACAUCGACCAAUGGUCCAUGUUCAUCGAACCACUCGCAAAAGCCAAAUCCUCCGCCCUAGGCAGUCCUAUUGACAACCGAUUUCACUAUCCAGUCGACAAGCGCCGCACCCGCGACACCACGGCGGCGAUACAGAGCGCAGAGGCCGCACUCGAUCGGUUCUGGCGCUCCGUUGACUCGAUCUUUAUCACCAAGGACGGCCUCUCGCAGCACGGAAGCACCCGCCACCUCUUAACGCAGAACCGCAGUCUCCGCCGCACUCCAGACUGGGUGGAACCAGCCGCGAAGGAUGUCGAAUUCGAGUCCGACCCCUCCCUUGAGGGGCCCGCCCUCCCUCUGUCUCAGCUAUACUACGAGCUCGAACGUCGCACUCAACGCACCGUCAAGACUUGCGGGGCGGCAGCAACUCCUUCAUCCCCUGCCACCACCUCCACCACCGCCACGCUCACACCAUCUGAGCUUGAGGACCAGCAACCCACCUUCACCGUCGACAAGCGCGCCUACAAAGUCUUCAACACACUCUUCUACAUUCCCUCGCGCAAGUCGCAACCGGGCGAGAUCCCCUGGACGGAUUUCCUGCACGCGAUGAGCGCGACAGGGUUCGAGGUGGAGAAGCUAUUUGGGUCGAUUUGGCAAUUUACGCCGACGCGGUUGGAUGUGGAGCGGAGUAUCCAGUUCCCUGAGCCGCAUCCGAGUGGGAAGAUUCCGUUCCGGACGGCCAGGCGGCAUGCACGGCGGCUGUUCAGGGCGUAUGGGUGGCAUGCGGGGAUGCUCAAGUUGGAUGUUUAGGGUUGUCUAGCUAGGUGUUGGAUGG